Molecule: messenger RNA, 5893 nt
Organism: Loxodonta africana (African savanna elephant)
Lineage: Eukaryota; Metazoa; Chordata; Mammalia; Proboscidea; Elephantidae
Gene: USP48
Product: ubiquitin specific peptidase 48
Exons: 27
Coding region: 90-3200 (1036 amino acids)
Biological process (GO): protein deubiquitination
Cellular component (GO): nucleus; cytosol
Molecular function (GO): cysteine-type deubiquitinase activity; protein binding; cysteine-type endopeptidase activity
Source: RefSeq, a predicted model, not a curated record
GUGGCAGGUGGCGGCGCCCAUCUGGGCGGUGGCGGCGGCGCAGGCGGCGGAGGAGGCCGGCCUCUGGAGGCGCUCCCCGGGCCGAGGCCAUGGCUCCGCGUCUGCAGUUGGAAAAGGCGGCCUGGCGCUGGGCGGAGACGGUGCGGCCCGAGGAGGUGUCGCAGGAGCAUAUCGAGACCGCCUACCGCAUCUGGCUGGAGCCCUGCAUCCGCGGCGUGUGCAGGCGAAACUGCAAAGGAAAUCCGAAUUGCUUGGUUGGAAUUGGUGAGCAUAUUUGGUUAGGAGAAAUAGAUGAAAAUAGUUUUCAUAACAUCGAUGAUCCCAACUGUGAGAGGAGAAAAAAGAACUCAUUUGUGGGCCUGACUAACCUUGGAGCCACUUGUUAUGUCAACACAUUUCUUCAAGUAUGGUUUCUCAACUUGGAGCUUCGGCAGGCGCUAUACUUAUGUCCAAGUACUUGUAGUGACUACAUGAUGGGGGAUGGCAUCCAAGAAGAGAAAGAUUAUGAGCCUCAGACAAUUUGUGAGCAUCUCCAGUACUUGUUUGCCUUAUUGCAAAACAGUAAUAGGCGAUACAUUGACCCGUCAGGAUUUGUUAAAGCCUUGGGAUUGGACACAGGGCAACAGCAGGAUGCCCAAGAAUUUUCAAAGCUCUUUAUGUCUCUAUUGGAAGACACUUUGUCUAAACAAAAGAAUCCAGAUGUGCGGAACAUUGUCCAACAGCAGUUCUGUGGAGAGUAUGCUUAUGUAACAGUUUGCAAUCAAUGUGGCAGAGAGUCUAAGCUUUUAUCAAAGUUUUAUGAACUGGAAUUAAAUAUCCAAGGCCACAAACAGCUAACAGAUUGUAUCUCGGAAUUUUUGAAGGAAGAAAAAUUAGAAGGAGACAAUCGAUACUUCUGUGAAAACUGUCAAAGCAAACAGAAUGCGACAAGGAAGAUUCGACUACUUAGCCUUCCUUGCACUCUGAACUUGCAGCUAAUGCGUUUUGUCUUUGACAGGCAAACUGGACAUAAGAAAAAGCUGAAUACCUACAUUGGCUUCUCAGAAAUUUUGGAUAUGGAGCCUUAUGUGGAGCAUAAAGGUGGGGGCUAUGUGUACGAACUCAGUGCGGUCCUCAUACACAGAGGAGUGAGUGCUUACUCUGGCCACUACAUCGCCCACGUGAAAGAUCCACAGUCCGGCGAAUGGUAUAAGUUUAAUGACGAAGACAUAGAAAAGAUGGAGGGAAAGAAAUUGCAGCUAGGGAUUGAGGAAGAUCUAGCAGAACCUUCUAAGUCCCAGACACGUAAACCCAAGUGUGGCAAAGGAACUCAUUGCUCUCGAAAUGCAUACAUGUUGGUUUAUAGACUGCAAACACAAGAAAAACCAAACACAACUGUGCAAGUACCAGCUUUUCUUCAAGAGCUGGUGGAUCGGGAUAAUUCCAAAUUUGAGGAGUGGUGUAUUGAAAUGGCUGAGAUGCGGAAGCAAAGUGUGGAUAAAGGAAAAGCAAAACACGAAGAGGUUAAGGAGCUGUACCAAAGGUUACCUGCUGGAGCUGAGCCCUAUGAGUUUGUCUCUCUUGAGUGGUUGCAGAAGUGGUUGGAUGAAUCGACACCUACCAAGCCUAUCGAUAAUCAUGCUUGCCUAUGUUCCCAUGACAAGCUUCAUCCAGAUAAAAUAUCAAUUAUGAAGAGAAUAUCUGAAUAUGCAGCUGACAUUUUCUACAGUAGAUAUGGAGGCGGUCCAAGACUAACUGUGAAAGCCCUGUGUAAGGAAUGUGUAGUAGAACGUUGUCGUGUGUUGCGUCUGAAGAACCAACUAAACGAAGAUUACAAAACCGUUAAUAACCUGCUAAAAGCAACAGUAAAGGGCAAUGACGGAUUUUGGGUGGGGAAAUCCUCCUUGCGGAGUUGGCGCCAGCUAGCUCUUGAACAACUAGAUGAGCAAGAUGGUGAUGCAGACCAAAGCAAUGGGAAAAUGAAUGGCAACACCUUGAAUAAAGAUGAAUCAAAGGAAGAAAGAAAAGAAGAGGAAGAGGAAUUAAACUUUAAUGAAGAUAUUCUGUGUCCACAUGGGGAGUUAUGCAUAUCAGAAAAUGAAAGAAGGCUUGUUUCUAAAGAGGCUUGGAGCAAACUGCAGCAGUACUUUCCAAAGGCUCCUGAGUUUCCAAGUUACAAAGAAUGCUGUUCACAGUGCAAGAUUUUAGAACGAGAAGGAGAAGAAAAUGAAGCCUUACAUAAGAUGAUUGCUAACGAGCAAAAGACUUCUCUCCCGAAUUUGUUCCAGGACAAAAACAGACCUUGUCUCAGUAACUGGCCAGAGGAUACGGAUGUCCUCUACAUUGUGUCACAGUUCUUUGUAGAAGAAUGGCGGAAAUUUGUUAGAAAGCCUACAAGAUGCAGUCCUGUGUCAUCGAUUGGAAACAGCGCUCUUCUCUGUCCUCACGGGGGGCUCAUGUUUACAUUUGCUUCCAUGACCAAAGAAGAUUCUAAACUUAUAGCUCUCAUAUGGCCCAGUGAGUGGCAAAUGAUACAAAAGCUCUUUGUUGUGGAUCAUGUAAUUAAAAUCACAAGAAGCGAAGUGGGAGAUGUAAACCCUUCAGAAACACAGUAUACUUCUGAGCCUCAACUCUGUCCAGAAUGCAGAGAAGGCUUAUUGUGUCAGCAACAGAGGGACCUGCGGGAAUACACUCAAGCCACCAUCUAUGUACAUAAAGUUGUGGAUAAUAAAAAGGUCAUGAAGGAUUCAGCUCCAGAGCUGAAUGUGAGUAGUUCUGAAACCGAGGAGGACAAGGAGGAAGCUAAACCAGAUGGAGAAAAAGAUCCAGACUUUAACCAAAACAAUGGAGGAACAAAGCGGCAAAAGAUAUCCCAUCAAAAUUAUAUAGCCUAUCAAAAGCAAGUUAUCCGACGAAGUAUGAGACAUAGAAAAGUUCGUGGUGAGAAAGCACUUCUCGUUUCUGCUAAUCAAACAUUAAAAGAACUAAAAAUUCAGAUCAUGCAUGCGUUUUCAGUUGCUCCUUUUGACCAGAAUUUGUCAAUUGAUGGAAAAAUUUUAAGUGAUGACUGUGCCACCCUAGGCACCCUUGGCGUCAUUCCUGAAUCUGUCAUUUUGUUAAAGGCUGAUGAACCAAUUGCAGAUUAUGCUGCAAUGGAUGAUGUCAUGCAAGUGUGUAUGCCAGAAGAAGGGUUUAAAGGUACUGGUCUACUUGGACAUUAAUCUUUUGAACACUUGCUGACUGCUAAGAAAUGACCAGAGGGGAAGAAGAGUUUGACAUGUUAGGGCAUUAAAAGAAAAGGUGGAUUUAAGAAUUAAAUCGUUACAUGACUCUUCCAAAAGGCAGAAAUCCAUUCAAAAGUGACUGUCCCACAUGCCUUAUGUCAAAUAAAGCAGAUUGCACUGAAGGACAUCAGACUUGAAGGAACUGUUUCAAAUUUUAUAUUUAAAGGGGGGCGAUGGGAGGGAAGGGGCAAGUACAGAUUGAACAAGUUUAGUAGCAGUAACCAUAAAUCACGUUUACAUGAGAUUUAUAGUCAUGAGAGGGAAUAAAGUUCUGUUAUAUUUCCUUGCUCAAGUUUCAGACCAGAUGCAUUGGUUCAUAAAGGAUUUGUAUCACAAUAGAUGGGACAACCUUCUGCUCUGAACUAAAAGUAAUUCUUUAGAGACAUAAACCUGCUUACCAGUACCUGUCUUUGAUUCAUAUUCUACUUUCAAUAAAGCAUGAAAGUGAAGAACUUGCCAUAAUUGUGGAAAAUGUCUUCAGAUUUAGACUCCUCUCCGUGUCAGCUCCAGCGCCCUGGCCUUACGCGCCGCCCGGCGGUCCUUCUCUUAGCAUUGGGUAAAGGUUGGGGCACCUGCCGAUCUCCCUGCCGGAAGCAAGGGAUUAUGUCUCAGUUUUGGCUUCAAAGGCUUUUUGCUUUGGUGCAUUUGAGAAAGGAUGGAGAAUGUUUGUCACAUGUGAUGGCGUCUUCUUCCAGUCUCGCUGUUAUUCAAAAGUGGGAAUCAGAUACACCUUGCACGUUUGAGAAAUCUGACUACCUUAUCCGAAGAAUAAAUUGGACUGAAGUACAUAUGGAUAACAAAGGGCCUUUCCUAAAAUUUGUGCCUCCCAUCCUCUAAGCCCACUGUUUCUUGGAUCUCAAUUCUCUUUUUUGAAAAGCAUUCUUCCAAAAUGCCCAGACAGGAUCUGCCUUUUAGAUCACUUUGUUUAAAAAAAAGUAUAUUGAUGGGGUGUGCUUUUUUAUCCAACUCAGGAUUGUCGUUACUAGCAACAAAUAAUCAAUAUUCUUAAGAAUAUUGAAGGAUUUUUUAGUGGAACUUAAGACUGGAGGUUUUUGUUUUUUUAUAAAUGUUUUCUCUGCUGAGAGCAUAUGUAUGUAUACGCUUGUGGCAGAGAUUCUGUCGCGGGCAUUUCCCUUGUUAACACUUUUGGGCCUUGGGUUUCUGCUAGGUUUUUUUUUUUUUUUUUCUGAAAAUUUAAACUCAAAUAAUAGGUGGGGGAGGCAGAUUUCGAUUUGAGGACCAGUAACCUUGGCAGCAUCCCUUUCAAAUAGCUCUUUUUAUCAGAAUAAUUAUGGCUGUUCGCUACCAUUAUAACGUGUUGUUUGUGUUCCCCUGUGUAUGUGAUGUAUUCAGCCUGUGCCCUGAGGAGGCGGGGGCUGUUUAAUUAGCCUGUGUGGGAUAGUGAGAGCUGCGCAAAGGACUCCUCACCAUCCUGUGAGAAGCCACAGAGGAACCAGCCGGGCUGGCUUUGCCAUCAGCAGAGGAGAAGGACUCGGAGUUGAGACUGUCCUCAGUUUUAGAUUUCAGUCAUUUCUUUAGCUCCAGAGAAAUGACACUGGAGCAUAAAAUAAUAACACAUAAAGCAACUUGUUUUUUCCCAAGGUGAAGACUUGUGUAUAAGUUCACUUAGUGCUUGAUGAAGCAGCUUCCUUUCCCUACAGAUAAGCUUGCUGGCCAGAGGAGGUUCUUUCUGGGGGAUGGACAGACACAUGUCAGCAGCCCCCAGAAAUCUGAUAUGUUUUUCCCAAUUUGCUGUUGAUAACAGUUUUUAAAUUUGUUACUUAGGUCUUUUUUUCCUUAUGGAGUGGUACAAAAUAACACCUUUUUCAUAAGUCUUCAAGGGUGAUACUCAGUCUCACUACUGGCUUCUUUGUUAGCUCCGCCUGGGGGUGGAGGUGGGCUGAGCGGGAGCAGGUGGUUCCCGAAGAGUCUGUUCUCAGAGCCGCAGCCCUUCUUCUCCUGCCCUGGCCUGGCUGUUGGUACCUUCCCUUCUUUUACCUGCGCUCCUCAAAAUGUCCCUGGCCCAGUAGCUCUAGGCCCCUGAAUUGGAAUCUGCACCAUCAGCCCCUCAUACGCUCUUAGAAGCUUGAGAAAUCCUGGGCUACAGCCUCUUUCCCCCACAGUAGGCAUAAUUAAAAAGAAAUGUCUGUGUAUGUUUAAUGGCUUUGCAUUGCCACCCUGACCACUUUGUACAGGGAACACAGGUGUAAAAUCGGUAAAGCCCGGUUCCUGUUUUGUCUGUAUUUUCAAAUAGAUGGAGUCCAGUUGUCUUCUGGGAUGUGGCCAUAUUAAAGUGCAGACAUUUUCCUUCAGGUUUGUAAUGUAGUGCAUGUGUACUUUUUUGUUUUAUAUUGGAUCAGUCUCGCAUAGAAGGUAUUACGACGCUCGAGGUUUUUCCUCCUCAUAUUUCUGACCAUUCUUUAAUCCCCAACUCAUGUGUACAACAUACUAUGCUGGUACAAAUUGUUGCCCGUACCUGAAAUGCAGGUUGCCAUUUGAAUGUCUUCAUUCACUGGGGGUAUAAGUAUCUUUCUGUGUAUUAAUGAAUUUUAUUGUUUAGAAUUACUGUUAACUUUUGCCAAAUUAAAAAGAAUAUCCCUUUAUUUCCAUGGAAUCACAGUCCCGAGUGA